Penicillium angulare is the source of this 504-nucleotide messenger RNA. RefSeq lists its product as uncharacterized. The transcript has a single exon. The record is from RefSeq and is a predicted model, not a curated record. The coding region runs from base 1 to 504 and encodes 167 amino acids. Lineage: Eukaryota; Fungi; Ascomycota; Eurotiomycetes; Eurotiales; Aspergillaceae.
AUGUCUGCCGAACUUCCUCUCAGUUUUCUCGGAAACGUCAACAUCGCCGUUCGUAUUGUUAGAGAACAAUACCCCGAUGCGGAGCUGUAUGAAGUCGAAGCUAAAAAUCUCAACCCCACGGUAUACAUGCACAUUCCUACCGACGUGACCUUCAUGAAAGUCGUCUUCCACGUUGGCGAGAACUCAACAGCCAUCAUCUCCACUGGAAUGGUUUGGGGCCAAUGGGGCGCGAUUCAAUACAUCCCGGAGCCUUGGAUGGAGGAUGUGGUAAUCCCUUGGCCGCUUGGGAUGGAUGCAUUGGAAGCAGAUACUCUGCUUAAGGCCGCCGGGUACACAGGCGGUUAUAAAUCCAUCACCUUGCGUCAUCCCCUUCAUCCUGAUUUUGACGAGCCAUACUACAUCUUCAAUGUUGAAGGUCAAUUCGUUUUUAUAGGAGUGGAUGAUCAGAAGGUAUUUGUUGGAGAUGAGGAACAAGUCGAGAACUUGAAGCUUAGCAGAGAUUAG